UCACCGCCGCAUCUCAUGCCUCCGCCUGCUCCGGGAUAGACAGCCGUCCAUCCGCUACAGCACCCGGGGAGGUGGAAGCCUGAAGCGUCCGGGCGAUGAUGCUGGAAAACGGGAGGAAGGUGUUCAAGGAGGGACUGCUGGAGAAGCGCAGCGACGGGCUGCUGCAGCUCUGGAAGAAGAAGCACUGCGUCCUGACCGAGGACGGCGUGCUGCUGCUGCCGCCGAAGCAGCACGACCAGCCGCACCACCACCAGCCGCACCACGGAGGAGGCGACGCGGGCAAAGUCAAGGAGCUCUACUUCGCCAACAUGAAGACGGUGGACUGCGUGGAGCGCAAGGGCAAGUACGUCUACUUCACGGUGGUCAUGGCGGAGGGGAAGGAGAUCGACUUCAGGUGCCCGCAGGACGAGGGCUGGAACGCGGAGAUCACCUUGCAGAUGGUCCAGUACAAGAACCGGCAGGCGAUCCUGGCCGUGAAGUCCACCCGGCAGAAGCAGCAGCUGCUCGUCGUGCAGAUGCCCGGCCAGAAGACGGUCCGCGGCUCGCCACACGUAGCGUGACCUGCGGCGAGUCCCUCGGACAUUGGGGCGCCAAUCGCGGGUUAAUUGGACACUCGGCUGGGGGAUGAAUAUCGACGAGGGUCUCUCCCCGCCGCCUCACCACGCAUCUCCACUCUCCAGGAGAACCCCUCUUCCACGCGGUGGUGUCCACAUACCAGCGUUCCCUUUUCAAUACAGAGACUUAUUUCACAAAAGACUGAUGGACAAAAAGUAUGUGAGAACACAACUGUACGAUACCGUUGCAAUGGGUUUAUCCCUUAUUUAUUAGAUGUAUAUAUAUUUUCUAUAAAAAAAAAAAAGUUCAGUUUGUUGAUGAAUGUUCAGUGUGUUUGUUGCUAGAGGGGAACAAGAAAUGCUCGCUCGGUGGUUCUCAGCCCACAUGUUACACACAAAGUCCAUUGGGAAUAAGCCUACAUAUAGUUAUUUUAGGAUGGUUGCUCUAAGUUAGUCAGAUCAACUCAUGAGUGGUAAAAUAUGUCAUUGAUCAUGUUUUUAUUUUUCAACUGAACCAAAGAACCAUUUCAUUAGGUUUUCUCUCUUGUGUUGCAGCUCAGAGUAUACUAAAUACUACAGCUAUAUGAUGAGAUAACUGCAUGGCUUGAUUUAUUAAUAGCCACAGGACAUCUUAGUAUUUUCAUGGUGUACAUCAAUCAUUUUUCAGCAUUCAUAUAUAUUAAAUAGUCUUAAAUCUUAGUAAGAUAGCCUACUAGAUAAUUACCCUCAGUUUGUUUUCAGUGGCUAUAGAGUGGAGCUUAGUUUUUAUGGUGAGCAAGUAACACGCUCAGUUGGCUUUUUGUUGUAUCGACUGCUCUCGACGGCAAUUUCAUGGGUUGCAUUAAAUCUUUGUGGGUGGGGACCAACAACUGCUGUUUUCUGGCUUCAUAGGCUACUGUGGUAUGAAGCCACAAGAUGGAGGAAACCAGUAGGCCCAGCUUAUUACUUGUCAAUGUACCGUGACAUUGUUUAAUGUGGCAAUUCAGAGAUACAAAACCAGGAGAAGCUGAGGUAGCUUGUUGGCCGUGUUGCGCCAUCAACAGAGAAGUUUGAGUUUUGAGUGCUUCACAAAAGAGACGUGGUUUUUGGUAAGUUAGCUUAUGCUAACCAUGGACUGUAUGGUGCUAACCAGCUUGCUAUCUGUUAGUUAGUUACAGUGCUGACUUACUUACUUAUGGUAAGUUAGCUAAAGUGCUAACAUACUUACUUAUGGUAAGUUAGCUACAGUGCUAACUAACUUACUACAAUGCUAACUUACUUACUUAUGGUAAGUUCGCUACAGAGCUAACUAACUUACUUAUGGUAAGUUACUUAUGGUAAGUUAGCUACUGUGCUAACUAAUUACUUAUGGUAAGUUAUCUACAGUGUUAACUAACUUACUGCUACUGUGCUAGGUAGCUAGUAAGAUAUCCUUUCAUGAUGUGUAAUUAUGCGUCCCAUUGCUCUUCUUGGCCACUCCCACUGACAUGUACCACAACUAAUCAGAUUAUGUCUCUCGCAGCACCGCCUCAGUCACUUCAUACAACUACAUCUUUAAUCUGCAAAUUUUGUACUGGAAUUUAUGAAAUGUAUUUUUUUUCUUUUUUCAGGAGAAAAUGAACAAAGUGUAACAAUGUGACUGUUGUGAAAGUGAAGGUGGUGAUGCAUACAGGGCAACAUUCAGUGGGACGUGACGGGCUUCCUCUGUUGUGGUUUUUUCACGAUGGUGGUCCGUGAUUCUGUCAGGAGACAUCCUCAUCUCGCUAUGGCUCAUGUCGUUUCCUGUUUGCCGGCCUUUCCCCCUCUUGCCAGUGCACCACAGCCAAACCAACACAUGCCUCUGUGUUGUUGUCAUCGCCCACACGGGGUAAUAGCUGUGCCCUUUAUCUGAUGCGGCUGGUGCGAUGCUUCUCCGACAUGCCUUCCUGUUGCCAUCAUUACACACACAGUUAUAGCCGUGCCCUUUGUAGCCACUGUCCAAAUUCUUAUUUCAACGUGAGAUCUAUUUUCAUACCUCA
Cyclopterus lumpus (lumpfish) is the source of this 2551-nucleotide messenger RNA. RefSeq names its product pleckstrin homology-like domain, family A, member 1 (gene phlda1). The transcript is spliced from 2 exons. Gene Ontology annotation, biological process: positive regulation of apoptotic process. NCBI's taxonomy places the organism in Eukaryota, Metazoa, Chordata, Actinopteri, Perciformes, Cyclopteridae. Bases 96 to 560 code for a protein of 154 amino acids. The record is from RefSeq and is a predicted model, not a curated record. Gene Ontology annotation, molecular function: phosphatidylinositol phosphate binding.